This is a messenger RNA of Etheostoma cragini (Arkansas darter), 11100 nucleotides long. RefSeq names its product neural-cadherin. Lineage: Eukaryota; Metazoa; Chordata; Actinopteri; Perciformes; Percidae. Gene Ontology annotation, cellular component: plasma membrane; catenin complex; adherens junction. The coding region runs from base 583 to 9474 and encodes 2963 amino acids. Gene Ontology annotation, biological process: cell morphogenesis; homophilic cell-cell adhesion; adherens junction organization. The transcript has 37 exons. The record is from RefSeq and is a predicted model, not a curated record. Gene Ontology annotation, molecular function: calcium ion binding; cadherin binding.
UACGGCUGCAUCACUCUGUUACAGAUGCAUUGGGCAGGAGGAUUUGGCAAUGCAUGCGUAAAUCUGUCGGUUCUGUGUCAGAUCCCCGUGAUAAACCACGUCUCGCCACAUGUGAGUGGCAAAGAAGACUGAUGUCCUUAUAAUAAGAGGUCUGAUCCAUGUCAACGGCAAGUCGGCGUAUGGCUGCGCGCAGUUCGCUGCAGCUCAAACGCAGUCGGGAUUAAGCGUGAACCCGGCGUGAGAUCGGUCGGAAACAACGCACAAAAAAAGAGAGCGAGGAAGGCAACGGAGGUAAGCGCGCACUCGAGCUGUAAGAAGCAUUUUUUUUCCUUCCUAGGACGCGCACAGACAGGCAGCGCUGCUGGUGAGACAGCAGACAGGGGGAGAGCAGGAGAGGAGGAGGACGCACAAACACAGAGAUAAAGUUCUCCUGCAUCGAGAUGAAGUAUGGCGCCAACAGAUAUCUGCGUCCCCGUGUAAUGGAAGUUUUGGAUCAUAAAGGGGAAGAGGAGUAAUACCCCCAAGGAACAGGUGCACCCAUCUAUUUCGGAGUGGCAUGAGCGUUUCAGUGCAGUGGAGCCAAUGACAUAUCCAGUCAUGAUUUGGGUCGCGUUAUUACCUUUUUUUGUUACGUGCGCACACGGGAACAGGACCCUGGAGCAGGUGCCGUUUUUUCACGGGCAUGUAUUUGAAAACUCGUCUCCCGGGUCCCGGGUCAACGGACUGAGCGUCCCGUUAAAGCGGCUUAACUCGCAGAGGCAGUGCGGUACCGGGGAAUCUGCAGCGCACUUUAAACUCCUGGGACACGGUAGCGAGAAUUUCCGUGUCUUCGCGCACCACAAACGGGGCCAAAUUUUAUUGAAGACUUCUGGGGUUCUGGACCGGGAGGAGCGGGAUGAAUACGCACUAAGUCUGGGUUUGUGUUGCGGGCAAUGCGCGGGGCUCCCCCGUGAAGUGGGAGAGGAGUCUCCGGUUGUCGCUGAAGUGGCGUCCAUCAAGGUGGACGUCCUGGACACCAACGACCACCAGCCCACCUUCCCAGGUGCAGAUGUGAAACUGAGCCUGGAUGAUGCCACCGCGCUGCGCACGGCGAUCUACAAAGUGACCGCGCGGGACAAUGACAGCGGCAAGAAUGCGCAGCUCAUCUACUUCGCCUUGCCCAAAAAUGGGAGUUUUUACGUGGUGCCCAAAACCGGAGACAUCCUCCUGGUGGACUCUAUCCUCGGUCUGGAGGAUCCAAUUAAGUUUCAAGUGUUCGCCCGGGACCGCGGGUGGCCACCUCGCACGAGCCAGAGCAUAGCAGUUGAGAUCAAUCCACGGCAAUGGCCCGUGGCCCCUUUGAUCAACACCAAACCGGUGGAAUGGAAAGCUAAAUCACAAUUAAAAGUCCCAGCGCGAAGGUCCAGGUCAGUGAUGGAAUCAGACAGCCCCGUUUUCAUCAACGUGUCCGAGGAUGCAGGGAUCGGUUCAGUGGUGAUGAACCUGAACCCGGUGAGGUUUCUGUCGGCAACAUUUGAGUUGGUGGAGCCCGACGUGGAGAGCUCGCCUGUCAGCGUGAGCCGGGACAGCGGGGAUAUAGUUAUAUCACGGAGACUGGACCGAGAAACCGAGCCUCUGGUGGAGAUCAGCGUCAAAGUUCAGGAUAAAAGAGGUCCAGAGUGGUACUUGGUCAGAGUGGAGCUGACUGUGAUGGAUGUAAAUGACAACAUCCCAGAAUGGACCAUGGUUCCUUCUCCCUACCUGGCUGUGGUUUCCCCUGACGCCCCUGCGGGCUCGCUGGUCUACAAGCUCCAUGCUCAAGACGGGGACGAAGGCAACAACGGUGAAGUGGAGUACUUCCUGUCUGAUGGUGGUGAUGGUCGUUUUGAAGUGGACAGGAAGAACGGCCAGGUGCGAACUACAGGCCUUCCCCUGCAGCGGGACAGGGAGUACCUGCUGACAGUGGUGGCUGCCGACCGGCUGGGCAGCCGCAGCGCCCCAGUCGUGGUCUCUGUGGUGGCUGGAGCCCGGCCACCACAGUUCACCAACGCUUCCUUCACCAUUGCCAUACCUGAAAACACCCCUGAAGGACAGCCCUUCCUGGUUACACCGGCUGUGUCCUUCCAGAAGAAACCAAUCAGCUACAGCCUUCUCAUCAAUCCCAGCAGUCUCUUCUCAAUCUCAGCAGAGACGGGUGACAUCCGCCUGACGCGCCCUAUUGACUACGAGACCGACCAGCAUCGUUACUUGCUAUUGGUCCGAGCCAGCGAAGGACUGGACAGCAUGAGUAGUGCAGCGGAGGUUCGAGUUGUUAUUGUCGAUGAAAAUGACUGCGUUCCUGAGUUCCUCCAGUCCAUUUACAGCAGGGAUGGCGUGCCGGAGACCGUGACAACAGCAACGUCCCUGCUGCAAGUGUCAGCCAAUGACUGUGACUCGGAAGAGAAUGCAGAGUUGACCUAUUACACCCUGAGUCCAGACUUCACCAUUUCCCCUCAUGGGACCAUCUUCCCUGUGGGGCCUCUGGACUACGAGAGGCCCAACCACCUGUACGAGUUUGUAGUGAUGGCCAUUGACAAGGGCGAUGUCCCUCGCACAGGCACAACUACAGUACGGAUCCGAAUGGCAAAUGUCAACGAUGAGGCACCUGAGUUCUCCCAACACAUAUAUCGGACGUUUGUCUCAGAGGACGCGGGCCCCAACACGCUUGUUGCCACUGUGCUGGCAAAGGACCCUGACGGCGACGGGAUCACGUACAAGAUCACCACGGGAAACGAGGAGGGCAACUUUAUCAUUGACAGCCAAAAAGGUCUGAUCCGUCUGCGCUCCAGUCCGCCUCCUUACCUACAGGGCGUUGAAUAUGUCCUCAACGUAACCGCAACGGAUGACAACGCCUCGAGUGGACCUCAGGCCUUGUCAUCCACAGCCCAGGUCAUAGUGGGAGUGGACGACGUGAACAACAACAAGCCUGUCUUUGAGAAGUGCCAGCAGUACCGAGAGAGCACGUCGGUCCUGGAGAACCAGCCAGCGGGGACGUUUGUUCUGCAGGUUCAUGCUGUGGAUGCAGACGAGGGCUCCAAUGGAAGAGUCACAUACGGCUUCAUGCAUAAAGACUCCACUGUGCCAGCCUUCAGUAUACACCCAGACACCGGAGUUAUUGUGACAGCCAGGAAAUUUGAUCGUGAACGCCAACGGGAGUAUGCGGUGACAGUGACUGCCACUGACCAGGCAGCUGACCCACUGAUUGGCAUUUGUCAGCUCAACAUCCUCAUUCUGGACCAGAACGACAACAGUCCCAAGUUUGAGAACAUCCGAUAUGAGUACUUCCUUCGUGAGGAUACGAUGAUCGGGACUAGUUUCUUGAGGGUGGCAGCUCAUGACGAUGACUUUGGCACCAAUGCGGCCAUCACAUACUCUAUGUCCAGUGAACAGCCGGAGUACCUCAGGGUCAACCCUCUGACUGGCUGGGUUUAUGUCAACCAGCCCAUUUCUCAGAGGACAUACAUCACCAGGGAAAUUGUGGCGACAGACGGGGGGAAUCUGAGCAGUUCAGUGGAGCUGGCCGUCACCAUCACCAACGUGAAGAACCAGCCCCCGCAGUGGGAAAAGGACAGCUACAGUGUUGUCAUACCAGAAAACACCGUCCGAGACACACCCAUCGUGACCAUCAAAGCCACCUCCCCUCUUGGGGAUCCCAGAGUAACUUACAACUUGGAGGACGGCAUGGUCCCAGAGACCAAUAUGCCAGUUCGCUUCUACUUGACCCCCAACCGAGAGGAUGGUUCGGCCUCCAUCCUUGUGGCAGAGCCCCUGGACUACGAGACCACCAGAAACUUCAUGCUGCGCGUUCGAGCUCAGAAUGUCGCUGCUGUACCAUUGGCGGCGUUCACCACGGUCUAUAUCAAUGUCACAGAUGUAAAUGACAACGUCCCAUUUUUCACUUCCUCUAUCUACGAGGCCUCGGUCACUGAAGGCGCAGAGUCCGGAACCCUGGUUUUCCAGGUUUUAGCCAAUGACCUCGACUUGGGUCUCAAUGGCAAGAUCUCCUACUCCCUGCUGGAGGAUCGUAGUGGCGACCACCAGUUUUUCCGUAUUGACCCAGAGCUGGGAUUCAUCUACUCCCAUACUGUGUUUGACCGCGAGACCAAAAGCUCCUACCUAUUGGAGGUCCAGUCUGUGGAUGGCUGGGAGUCUGCGCGGCCUGGCAAACAUGGACAACCCAACUCCGACACUGCAUAUGUCCGUGUUUUUAUAAGUGACGUGAACGAUAACAAGCCAGCAUUUGCACAGGCAUCCUAUGAAGUUGAUGUAGAUGAGGAUGCUGACGUAGGCUUCGCCAUCCUCACUGUUGGUGCCAACGAUGGGGACGAAGGUGGAAACGCAAAACUGCGCUACCAGAUAACGUCAGGGAACACCGGAGGGGUGUUUGACGUGGAACCAGAGGUGGGCACUAUCUUUAUUGCCCAGCCCCUGGACUAUGAACAGAACAAAAGGUACAAGCUUCAUGUCCUGGCUUCAGAUGGGAAGUGGGAGGAUUACACAACAGUGACGGUGAACGUGGUCAACAAGAAUGACGAGGCUCCGGUGUUCACAGUUAACGAGUACUACGGCAGCGUGACGGAGGAGCUGGACGGCUCACCGGUGUUUGUGUUACAGGUAACAGCUUCUGACCCAGAUAAGGAUGCCGACCAGGAGGCCUUGCGGUACUCACUCCAUGGCCAGGGUGCAGAGAGUGAAUUCAUAAUUGAUGAGGUCACAGGCAAGAUCUACGCCCAGCGGACCCUGGACCGCGAGGAGCGCGCCGUGUGGCGCUUCGUCGUCUUGGCCACGGACGAGGGCGGAGAGGGUCUGACGGGCUUUACCGACGUCAUCAUCAACGUGUGGGACAUCAACGACAACGCACCCGUCUUCACCUGCGCCCCUAGCUGCCACGGAGACGUGGCGGAGAACUCGGCAGCAGGGACGUCUGUGAUGGAGAUGACAGCCACCGACCUGGACGACUCGGCAGUGGGGCAGAACGCCGUGCUCUCUUACAGGAUUCUGGGUAGCUUGGACGCCACUCAGGUCGAGAUGGGAGGAGUGCCUACCUUCUCCGAGAUGUUUACAAUCAACCCAACCACUGGCACCAUCACUGUAGCCAUGGGCGGCCUGGACAGAGAGCAGGUUGAGUCCUACCUCCUGGUUGUGGAGGCCAGAGACGGGGGAGGGAUGACAGGAACUGGAACCGCUACCAUUCAAAUCAAGGACGUAAACGACCAUGCUCCAAGAUUCACGGAUCACUCCUGUCUGGCUAGAAUAUCUGAGAAUGCCGAGCCCAAUGCAGAGGUCCUGGAGCUGGCUGCAGAGGACAAAGACACUGGAGAAAAUGCCCAACUGACCUUUAGCGUUGUGGCUGGAGACCAAGAGCAGAAGUUCUACAUGGUCAGUCACAAGCAGGAGCAGCGCGGCACCCUGAGACUUAAGAAACGCCUUGACUAUGAACGGCACAGCGAGCAGAGGUUCAACCUCACACUGAAGGUUGAAGACCUGGACUUCUCCAGCCUUCUGCACUGUAUGGUGGAGGUGGAGGACUAUAACGACCAUGCUCCUGUCUUCAUUCCACAUCUCCUGUCUCUUGCCCCACUGCCGGAGGACAUCAGUGUGGGAACCAGUGUGGCACGUUUGGUGGCCAGUGACUCUGAUUCAGGCCAGAACCGUGACAUAACCUAUAGUUUAUCAGAAGACUCGGAUCCUGAAGGGCUGUUUACCAUCGACCAAUCCGGUGUGCUCUCUGUGGCCCAGCCCCUGGACCGGGAGAGGAUAUCGCAGCAUUACUUGGUUGUAGUAGCGACCGAUCAUGGGGUUCCACCUCUAACAGGCAGCGCCACUGUCCAGCUGCCGCUGUUGGAUGUAAACGAUAACGGGCCAGAGUUUGAGGUGGCAUACGCCCCAGUAGUCUUUGAGAAUGUAGCCGGACCUCAGGUAGUAAGGGUGAACCUUACGUCAACCCUUCUCCGAGCUGUGGACCGGGACUCUCCAGAGAAUGGCCCGCCCUUUCACUUCAGUGUCCCCUCCGACUAUCGCCACAGCAAUGAUUUCUACCUCCAGGACAACCUAAACGGCACGGCGAUGCUAACAGCUCUGAGGAUGUUUGACCGCGAGCGGCAGAAAGAGUUCCUCAUUCCGAUUAUUAUGAGCGACAGCGGCCAUCCAGCCCAAACGGUGACCAGCACCCUGACAGUCACCAUCGGGGACCAAAAUGAUCACGCACAUAUGGCGGGGGAGAAGAAGAUUUUCAUCAACAGUCACAGAGGCCGUAUGCCAACUACUGUGCUUGGAAAGGUCUACUCUCCGGACCCUGAUGACUGGGACAACAAGACGUACGUCUUUGAAGGACAUGUGCCAAGUUACUUUAUCCUGAACAAGCGAACAGGCUUCCUGAUCAUCAAGGAGAACGCCCCACCCGACAUCUAUCACUUCCAGGUCCGUGUGUCCGACGGAGUUUGGCCAGAUGCCGUCUCUAGUGUCACAGUGCACGUGAGGGAGUUGCGAGACGAGGCCAUCUACAACUCAGGGUCUCUCCGCCUGGCAGAUAUCACAGCAAAGGAGUUCAUUGAACUGAGAGGGAAGCAGCGGAGCCGCUGCGAGCUGCUGGUGGACUUCCUGUCUGAGAUGCUCUCCGUUUCAUCUGAUGAAGUCAACGUCUUUAGCCUCAUGGAUGUGAAGGAGCGAAUGCUAGAUGUCCGCUUUGCUGUGCAUGGUGGACCCGCCUUCCUCCAGCCUGAGAAAAUCCAUGGCUAUCUAGCCGCCCACAAGCAAAAGCUCCAGUCAUUCCUUCAGGUCAGCGUGUCCCAAGUUCGGGUAGACGAGUGUCCCAGCUCGGAGUGUGCCGGGGCCGGUGGCUGCACUAACGUUUUGAAUGUGCGGGACACACCCACAAUCGUGGAUUGUGGGACCAUGAGUCUUGUAUCUGUGACGGUGGAAUCCACAGCUGUGUGCUCCUGCCCAGGUAGAGAACAGUCCCAUCAGCCCUGCACCGCAUACCCCAGAAACCCCUGCUUCAAUGGUGGCGUGUGUGUGGACACUCAGCAUGGCUACAGGUGCCAAUGUCCAGCGCAGUUCGAAGGACCUGAGUGCCAGCAGAACAAGCACAGUUUCCAUGGCAACGGCUAUGCCUGGUUUCCUCCCAUAAUGCCCUGUUUUGAGAGUCACAUGUCGCUGGAGUUCAUCACGGACGUGGCUGACGGACUCCUGCUGUACAGCGGUCCCUUAGCCCAGCUGCAGGUCUGGGACAAUGAGGACUUCAUGGCCAUAGAGCUAAUAGAUGGGACCCCCACCUUGAAAAUCAACCAUGGCUCUGGCACAGUGGUGCUACAGUUGCCAGGCAACGUGAACGUGGCAGACAGGCGGUGGCAUCGGCUGGAUGUCCGCAGCAACAGCAAGGAAGUGCGUUUCACCUUGGAUCGCUGUUCAGGGGCGGCAGUGAUGGAAACAGAAGGACUAGGCAGCUGGUUGACCACCGAGGACCACUCCUCCUGCGAAGUGUUGGGCGUUACACCCAACACUGACAGGCACCUGAACAUGAGCCAGGUGCUCCAGCUUGGCGGUGUGAACGAGGACAUCCCCUACAUCUACCCUCAGCUUCAGCACAAACACUUCACAGGCUGCAUCCGCAACCUCAUCGUGGACAGCAAGCUGUAUGAUCUGGGCUCCCCGGCCGACUCGCAGUCCAGCUCUCCAGGCUGCCUGACCACCGAUAGCAGCUGUGUCAACAUGGGCUAUCCGUCCUGUGGCCACCGGGGUCGCUGUCACGGCGAAUGGGGCUCCUUCAGCUGCCAGUGUGUGCCGGGAUACACAGGACACCAAUGCGAAGAGGAGGUCCCAGAGUAUUCCUUUGAAGGACACAGUCAUGCACACUUCCAGCUGGCGUCCCCGCUGUCGGCGCGGAGGACAUGGGUUCAAGCCCUGGUUCGAACCCGCAAACACAGCAGCAUCAUACUCAACCUGAUCUCGAAGGAGCAGAGCGAAUACCUACGGCUAGAGAUCUUCCAAGGCCUCCUCUGCGUUUUCUACAACCUCGGGGAUGGGGACUACAACCUGACCCUACCCACCUAUCGCCUCGACAACGGUGAAUGGCAUGAGGUCUUCCUGGAUCGGCAUGACAACGAGAUGAUGCUGCGACUGGACGGUGGCGGAGGCCAGCGGCAGAUCACAGGGUCGCGAGGCCGAAGCCGAGAAAUCAUCAUUGACCGCACAGUGGUGAUGCUGGGGAACACCUUCCCCGCUGGAACCAACAAGAGCUUCCAGGGCUGCAUGAGGGACGUACGCCUCAAUGGUCGCUACAUGCCACUGGACAGCCAGCCGCGAGAUGGGGUUUCCCAGGUCAGCAUACAAGGCCUCUCCCUUGGGUGCUCGUCUGACUCCUGCAAAAGGAACCAAUGUAGUCCCCCCUUCACCUGUGUUGACUUGUGGAGAGUGCAUGAAUGCAGAUGUCCUCCUGGCCACAUGAUCCGUGUGAACGGGACCAGAAAGUCCUGUGUCUAUACCCUCUGUGCUACGCGGCCUUGCCACCGGGGGACCUGUGUGGCCCAGUCACCCUCCAAAUUCACCUGCCACUGCCCAGAGGGUUACAGAGGACACCACUGUGAGACAACAUUGGCCAUCUAUCGGGAGGACGUGGGCCUGAGCUUCAGCUCCCUCUUUGCCAUCUGUAUCUGCUUCAUGGCCUUACUAGUGCUGCUGCUGGGCAUUUUCCUCUACACUCGCUGGAGGAGCUACAAAGGGCUGAAAGAAGGCGUUUACCACGUCUCCGCCCACCACGACGGCUGGGAGGACAUCCGGGAGAACGUCCUCAACUACGACGAGGAGGGAGGCGGGGAGGAGGACCAGAAUGCCUAUGACAUGGCGGAGCUGCAGAAGUCCCUCCAGCCGAGCCCGGCCCAGUCAGUCCAGUACUGUCGCUCCAGGGCCCUGCAACACCACCCCCCUCCACCCCCCCUCCACCACCACCAUCACCUCCUCCACCAGGCGCACCCCGCCCCGCCCUCUGCCCAGCAGCUGGACUCCCUCAGCCGGACAGCCAGCUCGAGCACCCUGCCCCCUUCGGCAGCUUCUACUUCCUCCACGGCCACCACCACCGCAAGCCUCCGCCGGGACGUCCCCCCCACCAGACUGCCGGCCCAAGGCCAGGCCCGUCCCUCCCAGCUGGCGCGCCGCUCCCUGUCCUUCUCCAGCCAGGACCUGGCCCGCUACCUGUGCGAGAUCAUCCGCGACGCCGACCAGCAUCCGGACACGGGGCCCUUCGACUCCCUGCAGGUCUUCUCCACUGAGGGAGGGGGCUCGCCCGCCGGUUCACUCAGCUCCUUCAGCUCGGCGGGGCUGGAAGCGGGGAACGGCGGGGACGGGGGAGGGGGAGGGGGAGGAGUGGAGGAGAGGAGGGAGGAGACGCUCGGGGAAUGGGGCCCUCGCUUCGAAAAGCUGCGGGCGCUGUACGAGCAAGCCGAGGCGAGCGACCUCUGAGCUCGGAGACUCGCAUUGAUAGGACCCCGAUAACGGGCCGUCCCGGACCCAAUCAAUUAGCAGACGCUUAGCGACGGCUGAGGCGGGAAAAAACUGCGAGAGACUGACUGACUGACAGAGAGAUGGCUCCACACCCCUCACUCAUUGACAACUGCCGUGGAAGUCGUAUGUGUUGUAUUUACUGGGUGACGAGCCCCCGUCAGUCAACGCGGCGGCUUCACAGACAGAUGAAAGUGUCCCUGUGAAAAGAGCCCGUCGAUCUGCGCUCCCGCUACCUUGGAGGAAAAUUUAUAUCGCAGGAGCAGACAUUAUUAAACCUGCCAGUCAGGUUAAAGGCUUCAGAACGUCACUCUGUAGCUGGGCUACUCAUCAUGAUGGAGCUUAAGCUUCACUGUCAGAGAAAUCUGUUCCAGUCCCAGCCACUAAAACCCCACACUAUCUAUUUUAUAACUCUCCUUGUGAGCUGCUAUGGAUGAGUGUUAGCUGAAGGAUUCAAAUAUGAAAUGAAAAUGUUUUGGCCAGGUUAUUAGCCCUAUCUUUUUUCAUACCUGAGCAAAUCAUUGCCACAUAAAAUGUAUUUUAGCACCUUGCUGCUGAAUGAGAUCUUCAUAAAUGAACAAAGGUCUCUUCCAUAUCUUCCGCUCUGCGCUGUUACGGGAUGCGACAGUGAAGAUGAGUGGGAUCAUACUGAGUAGCCCAUAAUACAUAGUUUGGAUUUUCACUCUUAAGUGGACACAUUGGGUUCUCCCUGCUUGGCUGUACACAGCUUCUAUCAAUGUUUGUAUUCAAGAAAAAAAAAAGAAGUGCUUGGACCAGCACUGGGUUGCAGGGUGAGAUUAUACUUCUUUUCUUCUGGUAAUGUGUCCUUCACUGGGUUGAGUAAUUAUGUAUUGGUUGGGUGUUUUCAUGUUUCAAUGCUCUGUGGGUUGUAAGACGUCAAGCUUUCAACUUACUACUGUGCCCUCAUCUUCAUGUGAUUUCCUAUUCUCAUUUGCGCUCCUCCGCCACGCGUCUCUCCUCCUCACCCGAGGGAGGGCGCACAGAAAUUCAAACAGCUUUGUUAUAAAGAAAUGGGAGCGGACGUGCAGACUGCGGGAGGGAGGAAAUACUUGCUCUGUUGCUCUGUUCCGCGCAACGCUGUUCCUUAGGCAUACCAAAUGUGGCGGGCUGCAGGAGACUGUAUUAACAGACGUUUGCGCAGUAGAAUACAAACAAUGUCAAACAGCUUUCCAAGGUGACCGCUCAAUAAACAGAACUGAAAAGACGAAGAGGAGGACAUUCACACUCAGCAUUCAUAUAUAUAUAUAUAUAUUAUUUGGAGCUGUUAUACCUGUGCCAUACGCAAUUCUCAACCACAUAUAACUAUUGUCCCUUGCUAAAUUACCACAUAUUGUUGAUUGUAGGAAAGUGGACUCAAUCUGGAGGGAAAUAAUACGUCUGCAGUCAUUUUCCCAGCUGUGAAUUGUCAGCACAGUGGCAAGCGUUCCUCUUGUUUGGCUUCCUUUUCACAUCAGAUUGAUGGAUCUUGACACAAAAAAACAGACUUCCUGCUGUUGUGGAACUGGCAAGAACAAUUUGUGGUAAGAAAAAAAAAAAAAACAACGAAAGGAAAGGAAAAGACCAAAA